AGUCCUUGUGGUCUAGAUAAAUCAGGAAAAAUGUCUCUCUAUCCAUCUCUUGAAGACUUGAAGGUAGACAAAGUAAUUCAUGCUCAGACUGCUUUUUCUGCAAACCCUGCCAACCCAGCAAUUUUGUCAGAAGCUUCUGCUCCCAUCUCUCAAGAUGGAAAUCUUUAUCCUAAACUGUAUCCGGAACUUUCUCAAUACAUGGGCCUGAGUUUAAAUGAAGAAGAAAUACAUGCAAAUCUGGUGAUGGUCUCUGGAGCACCACUUCAGGGGCAGUUGGUAGCAAGACCUUCCAGUAUGAACUAUAUGGUGGCUCCUGUAACUGGAAAUGAUGUUGGGAUUCGCAGAGCAGAAAUUAAACAAGGGAUUCAUCAAGUCAUUUUAUGUAAGGAUCAAGAUGGAAAAAUUGGACUCAGGCUUAAAUCAAUAGAUAAUGGUAUAUUUGUUCAGCUAGUCCAGGCAAAUUCUCCAGCCUCAUUGGUUGGUUUGAGAUUUGGCGACCAGGUACUCCAGAUCAAUGGUGAAAACUGUGCAGGCUGGAGCUCUGAUAAAGCUCACAAGGUGCUCAAACAGGCUUUUGGAGAGAAGAUCACAAUGACCAUUCGUGACAGGCCUUUUGAGCGGACAAUUACUAUGCAUAAGGACAGUACUGGAAACGUUGGCUUUAUCUUUAAAAAUGGGAAAGUAACAUCCAUAGUGAAAGAUAGUUCUGCAGCCAGAAAGGGUCUUCUCACGGAACAUAACAUCUGUGAGAUCAACGGCCAGAACGUCAUUGGAUUGAAGGACUCUCAAAUUGCAGACAUACUAUCAACAUCUGGGACUGUAGUUACCAUCACAAUCAUGCCUGCUUUUAUCUUUGAACAUAUUAUUAAACGGAUGGCGCCAAGCAUUAUGAAAAGCCUGAUGGAUCACACCAUCCCUGAAGUUUAACAGUUAGGACACAAUGGAAACAGCUGAGCAUCUCCAGUUUCCUUUCUCAACUACUUCUGUAUUAUGCACACGAAGCUUUCCCGGAGCCAGGGAGCAUAUGCUGCAUAAGGACCUUCCCGUCUCACGUUAUGGCUGGGAAUCUACUGGUUCAUCUGAUCUCCUCAGAUUUCACGGUCGUUGUAGUCUUAGCCUGGUUUUACAGCUGUGAAACUUUCACAAGAUUGACUGACUUUCCUAGAAUAGUUUCUCUACUGGAAACCUGAUGCUUUUCUAAGCCAUUGUGACGAGGGUGAUUGAUGCCAGCUUAGCUUUGUAUGAGAACCAGUUACCUUUCUUCUAGGUAAUGAGUAGUG
Lepus europaeus (European hare) is the source of this 1280-nucleotide messenger RNA. Its product is annotated as syntenin-1-like. The record is from RefSeq and is a predicted model, not a curated record. Gene Ontology annotation, cellular component: cytoplasm; plasma membrane. The transcript has a single exon. Bases 31 to 927 code for a protein of 298 amino acids. Gene Ontology annotation, molecular function: syndecan binding. Gene Ontology annotation, biological process: positive regulation of transforming growth factor beta receptor signaling pathway. Lineage: Eukaryota; Metazoa; Chordata; Mammalia; Lagomorpha; Leporidae.